Molecule: messenger RNA, 2789 nt
Organism: Pristis pectinata (smalltooth sawfish)
Lineage: Eukaryota; Metazoa; Chordata; Chondrichthyes; Rhinopristiformes; Pristidae
Gene: abi1a
Product: abl-interactor 1a
Cellular component (GO): lamellipodium; intracellular anatomical structure
Molecular function (GO): SH3 domain binding
Source: RefSeq, a predicted model, not a curated record
GCGGAAUCCCAGAGUGCCCGGCGCGGUUGGGAGGGAGUGAGUCGGGCGGUCGGGAGCGGGUAAUAAAGCGAUGCAGAAAGAUGUAAGAUGGCAGAGCUGCAGAUGUUACUCGAGGAGGAAAUCCCCGCCGGCAAGAGGGCGCUGAUAGAGAGUUAUCAGAACCUGGGUCGUGUGGCUGAUUACUGCGAGACCAACUAUGUCCAGGCCCAAGACAAGAGAAAGGCCCUAGAAGAAACAAAAGCAUAUACAACCCAAUCCCUUGCGAGUGUUGCUUACCAGAUAAAUGCCCUGGCAAACAAUGUCCUCCAAUUGCUGGAUAUUCAGGCCUCUCAGCUACGGAGAAUGGAGUCUUCCAUUAACCAUAUCUCCCAGACUGUGGAUAUCCAUAAAGAAAAAGUGGCUCGUCGUGAGAUAGGUAUUCUCACUACCAACAAGAAUACAUCAAGGACUCAUAAGAUCAUAGCACCAGCCAGUGUUGAACGGCCAGUGAGAUACAUUCGGAAGCCAAUAGACUACACAGUACUGGAUGAUGUCGGUCAUGGUGUGAAGUGGCUUAAAGCCAAGCAUGGAGGUAACCAGCCUGCAAGAACCGGCACACUCACUAGGACGAAUCCGCCUACACAAAAACCACCAAGUCCCCCAAUGUCUGGACGUGGAACAUUAGGACGAAAUACUCCCUACAAAACCUUAGAGCCUGUCAAGCCACCUGUCAUUCCCAAUGAUUACAUGACUAGUCCAGCUCGGAACGUGGCAAACCAGCAAAGUCCUAUUAGAACAGCAUCACUGAACCAAAGGCCGAGAACACACAGUGGCAGCAGUGGAGGAAGUGGAAGCGAAAAUAGUGGGAGCAGCAGCAUAGGCAUUCUAUUGCUGUGCCGACAACCCUCGCCUCCACCCUUUUCACCAUAUUCUAUUCCUGCUGGGGCCCCUCCCCUGCCGCCACCGGCCCCUCCCCUGCCACCAGCACCCCCUCCACUGCCUGUGGGCAGUUUCAUAGCUGGCCCUGGUUCGGCUCCUGGUUCCCAAUACAGUACCAUGACCAGGCAGAUCUCUCGGCAUAAUUCCACAACCUCCACGGCUUCAUCAGGGGGCUUCAGGCGAAAUCCUUCAGUGACAUCUCAGUUUUCUGUGCAGCCUCAUAUUAAUGGUGGCCCUCUUUAUGCUCAAAAUUCAACAUCCCUAGCUCCGCCCCCUCCCCCUAUGCCUCAACUGACUCCACAGAUACCUCUCACAGGCUUCGUGGCCAGGGUGCAAGAAAACAUUGCUGAUAGCCCAACUCCCCCACCACCUCCCCCACCAGAUGAUUUACCAAUGUUUGAUGAAUCCCCACCUCCACCUCCCCCACCCCCUGUGGACUACGAGGAUGAAGAGGCAGCAGUCGUGCAAUACAAUGACCCAUAUGCUGAUUCAGACCCUCAUUGGGCACCAAAGACUUAUAUUGAAAAAGUUGUGGCAAUAUAUGACUACUCAAAGGAUAAAGAAGAUGAGUUGUCCUUCAUGGAGGGUUCAAUCAUUUAUGUGAUAAAGAAGAAUGAUGAUGGCUGGUAUGAAGGGGUCAUCAAUGGAAUUACUGGUUUGUUUCCCGGAAAUUAUGUGGAGCCUAUCAUGCACUAUGCAGAUUGAAGAAAACCUGCAUCUUUCCUUCAUUCAGAGGCCAGCCUAAGCAUAUGGGGGUCUGGGUUAAUUGGGGAGGAUAUAUUGAAGUCUUUAAGGAUGCCAUUACUUUUGAGUUCAGCAUGAAUACUGACAUGAUUAGACUGAAAAUACAACUUCAGACUGGCACUAAGUGAAAAUGUAAGUGCUGGUUAAAUUUCCGUGAGACUUGAGGUCAUUCCUAAAUUACAAACAGUGCUUGUUGAUAGCAUGCAUAAAAGUAAACAAAUUUAUGUAUUGUAGCCAAUUCAUUUUUUUAACCUGAAAUGCUUCCAAUAUGUUGUAAUUUUCAUUUAAUCUGUGAGCACUCAAAUUGUAAUCUCAUGAACUGUCACGAGUCUAUAAACAGUUAUGUGGAUAAAGCUUGGGUGUCUUCUAAACAAAGUACGUUAGUAAUUUGUACUUAACAGGUUAAACGUUUUGUAUGGGUAAAAUUUGCAUAAUGGAAAAAUCAUCUGUAGUCACAAAGUGAACCAAAGUGUAGUCUGGUAUGUUGUUGGUUCAUUGUACAGUAGAAAUUGUCUGGAUCAAUGGGUUGGUAUAGUCCUGAUCAAUUUUAUUGAAUAGUUUACUAACCUCUAGAAUAGUACUCCUGUUAACAAAAUUAUUAGCUCAGUUCUAACUUGGAAACAGGCAAUUCUACUGUACAAUUUUUAAGAACAAUUUCUGACACCUGGUGGCUCAGGCUUGAAUGAUUGUUUUCCUGGUUUAAAGCAAAGCAUCAUUUAUUUCAAGGGUAUUACUAAAUUCCUUGGUAAAUAUUUGAAAUCUUCUGAUCUGAAAGGCUCCGGAUUCCAUAAUCAGUGUUCAGUUGUGUUCCUCUGGUAGUUAGUGUUUGUUCUUUGAAAGUAAUGCUUCAAAUGGUGAAGCUAAUAAGAAACCAAGAAUCUAUUGUGCAUAAUUAUUGUAAUCAAAUAGAUACAGAUCAGAACUGGCAUAUCUUGACCUGUACCUAAAGAGAAUAAGAUGAGUGGUAAUCCAGUGCCAAAUUUUGAGGCAUUCUAAAAUUUCUUGUACCACAUUUUUCUAAUUUUCUAAAGUGCUUGAGUCUGAUUUAAUAAAAAAAAAUGUACAAACAAAAUGACAGCUAAAUUUAUUUGCUUUGAAAGAGCACAGUGUUGGGGCCAUACAUUGUA